UACAGGUUGACCAGAGACUGCGGACACAGUGCAGGAGAUGACCAGAGAUUGCGGACACAGUACAGGGAUGACCAGAGACUGCGGACACAGUACAGGGGAUGACCAGAGACUGACUGCGGACACAGUACACGGGUAUGACCAGAGACUGCGGACACAGUACAGGAGAUGACCAGAGACUGUACAGUACAGGGAUGACCAAGACUGCGGACACAGUACAGGAGAUGACCAGAGACAUGCAGACAGUGCAGGGGAUGACCAGAGACUGCAGACAGUAAAGGAGAUUACCAGAGACUGUGGAC
Staurois parvus is the source of this 299-nucleotide messenger RNA. NCBI's taxonomy places the organism in Eukaryota, Metazoa, Chordata, Amphibia, Anura, Ranidae. The record is from the annotation of a GenBank genome assembly.